AAGUGGCGAUAACAGCCACAGAGAUGACUAGCCGGUUCUGAAGACUGUUCCUCCUGUUAAUAAUGCAGAAAUCUUGUUAAUCUGUCACUAGAACCGUAAAAACACCCUUAAAAACCAGUGUAACGUUAGUUCUCUUGAAAUAAGUGGGUGUGCGGCUUGGAAGUGUUUCACAGUGAGAUCCGAAGUGACAGCCUAUCAUCAUAAGAUUUAGUAUCCGUCUUGCCACCUGACGAGAUAAGUAUCCCGUCCCCCCCUCCCCCCACAUCUUUCUUUUUUUUUCUCUCCCUCUCCUUUCUUUUCUUUGAGUGACUUACGCCUCAUAUAUAAGAAGGAGUACAGCACCAGGGGAGACUAGUGCAUACCUGGCUGACUGUGGCGCUGCACGGGAUCUUGAAGUCAGAGCAAUGGACCAGAAUCUGCAGGGUUGGUUCACGGAGAGGUCCCCAGAAUGGCCGGGCGAGGCUUUCUCUCUCAAGGUGAAGAAUAAGCUGCUACAAAAACAAAGCAAAUUCCAGAACAUUGAAAUAUUUGAGAGUACCAACCACGGCAAGGUGCUGGUGCUGGAUGGUGCCAUUCAGUUCACGGAGAGGGACGAGGCGAGUUACCAGGAGAUGAUCACCUUCCUGCCCCUCAACGCUCACCCCAACCCCAGGAAGGUGCUGGUGGUGGGCGGCGGGGACGGCGGCGUGGUUCGGGAGCUGGCCAGACAUCCCGCGGUGGAGGAGGUGGUGCAGUGCGAGAUUGACGAGGAGGUGAUAGAGGCAUGCAAGACACAUGUGCCGUCAAUGGGGUGCGGCUUCUCCAACCCCAAGCUGACCCUGCACACUGGGGAUGGCGCCAAGUUCCUGGAGGAGACGCAGGAGAAGUUUGACAUCAUCAUCACGGACGCCUCAGACCCCGUGGUGCUUGACGGGACGGAUGAGGGGACUAAGGAUGGUCCCGCCGUGUCUCUUUUUAACAACGAAUACUACACCAAGAUGAAGAACAGGCUGGCGGAAGGAGGGAUUCUGUGUUCCCAGGGGGAAAAUAUGUGGCUGGAUGCUGAGAUGGUAGUAACGCUGGUGAGGGGCUGUCGCAAAGUCUUCCCUGUUGUCGAAUACGCCUACACGUGCACUCCGACCUACACAGCUGGUCAGAUUGGAUUUAUUCUAUGCGCCACAAAUCCGGCCACGAACUUGAAGGAGCCAGUAAGGGUGUGGGACCAGAGGACAGCAGCGGAGAUGGGGCUUAAAUACUACAAUGCAAACGUGCACAGAGCUGCCUUCGCCCUGCCCACCUUCAUGUUACAGCACAUUGACUAGCGCAGGGCGGGGAGGAAGACAGGAGGGGACGAAGAGCUUGACUGACUGACCGGCUGGAGUGACUGAGUUAGAAAAUUGCUUCCAAAACGUGUUAUAUAUGGAAAAAAGAGAAGUUAGGAAGGCUAGAAGAGGAUAAGAAGACAAGUAAAUAAUGUAGAGGAAAGAAUUAUUGAACGCGAAGUGUGUUUUUUGAGAACUUAGGCAUGGAGAAAGGAUAAAUAAGGCUUAGAGAAAAAAAAAAGGUAAAAAUGAUGUUUACGAGUGUGAUAAUUUAAAAGAUUAAGUUAAGGAGGAAACAUAAAGGUAAAAUAGGAGAAUAAACUGUUGUGAGAUUUUCAAAAAAGAUUGCGACCAAAAUAAAAGUACAAAGAAUGUUAGGAAAAGAAGGAAGAAAGUUAUAGAAAUACAAAUGAAAGAGUAAACUGUAGCGAGUUUUUUUUAAAUGUUGUAACUGAAAGGAAACUAUGAAUAUUGCUAAGAAAAGGAGGAAUAAAAUUACAAAGGGAUACACAUGAAAGAGGAAGA
Scylla paramamosain (green mud crab) is the source of this 1826-nucleotide messenger RNA. Its product is annotated as spermidine synthase-like. The transcript is spliced from 8 exons. Gene Ontology annotation, molecular function: catalytic activity. The coding region runs from base 405 to 1301 and encodes 298 amino acids. Lineage: Eukaryota; Metazoa; Arthropoda; Malacostraca; Decapoda; Portunidae. The record is from RefSeq and is a predicted model, not a curated record.